AAAAUUCAUAAAGAUAUUUUGAAGACUUAAAGUUCAAAUUAUCUGAUUGGCUGAAGUUAACUAAAAAGUAAAUAAGCCUGAUUGGUUGUGCUAUGUUUCUCAUUCAGAUUAUAAAAGUCGUUCAGAUAAAGGAAUAUCUAUUUUAGAAACUUCUUGACGGUAUUUUGUGUUAAGUAGGAGUAAAACAAGCCUUGGAAUAGGUGAAUAUUAUAUUUUUUUUUAUUGUAUUAAAUACCUAUGGAUAAUUAAGGAUUAUUCACUAAAUGUAAAACAGAACAACUGUACAAAGUAAAAAAAUACCAUUCACUCUAUAAUUGCAAUGAAGUUAAAAUGUGAAACAUCGUUGAUCAAGUUUCAGUAAAACGGGAUGUUUAAAAAUUAUGCACGAACAGUUCAGUCAAUUAGCUGCUCUUGAGAAAUCAAGCAAAACAAGUGAACUAUCAGAUAAAAAAACAACGAAAAAACGUCCAAGUUUUCAACCUACCAUGAAAAAUGAUGUAGCCAACAGCUCACCGUCGAAAAGCUUUCCUAAAGUCUGGGAGUUUAAAAACAGUAGAAAAAGACGACAAGCUGCACGGCCAAGAUCUCGAGAUAAAAGGCUCUGAAGAACAAGGAAAUGACCAUAGUGAAGAACAUCAGAAUGUAAUACCAACUAAAGAGGCCUUUCUCAAAACUUUCCCAGUCGAAAGGAAUAUUCGCGGUAUUAUUAGAAAGCCAAAUAAUAAACUGCGGUUUCGAUAUCACUCAGUAGGAUUACUAAAUAACUUAUUUUCACUCACUUCCAAUACAAAUGGUAGCAACAGAUCAGCAGGCAAACCCUGUGCAUCAGCAAAUCUACCAGACACAUCACGUCAGUCAAACGUCAGACGAUACACCAUCAACCUUGCAGAGGGUAAAAAUGAGUUUAAAAGUCAAGAACUGAAAGAAGCAGCAUCGUGUAUAGGUAUUGGCGGAGACAAUUCUAUCUUAGAAGAAAUUCGGGAACCACUGACAUUGGAAAGAAUAAAUUCACAUUAUCAGCCCCUUUGCCGCAGUACUGUUAUCAAUAAUAGUAAUGAUAAUAAUAAUAGUAAUAAUAAUAAUCAAGGCACUUUACGUGAUCGAGCAUGGUCUAUGUACAAUCUUAAAGAACAAUUUAUAUCAUUUUUUCAACCAUCAGAUAAUAAACUAGCGCUUAAGUUGUUUGGUAAUAAAGUUGCACUAGCAUGUGAAAAGCGUCGACAACGUGAACAAGGCAAAUGGAUUAUACAUCCAUGCAGUAAUUUCCGAUUUUAUUGGAAUGUUAUAAUGCUCAUUCUACUAAUGGCUAACCUCAUAAUGUUGCCGGUGAUAAUUUCAUUUUUCAAUGAUGAUCUUCCUGGAAAUUGGCUUAUUUUCAAUAGUAUUUCCGAUACCCUAUUUAUACUGGAUAUUAUUGUAAAUUUUCGUACUGGGAUUAUCAGGAAUGAUUUUGUGGAUGAUAUUAUACUGGAUCCUGCAGAAAUUGCACGUGAAUACUGUAAAACAUGGUUCAUUUUAGACCUAAUAAGUUCAAUACCAAUGGACUAUGUUUUAUUUGCCUUUAAAGGAUAUGAACAAGGUGAACGAGCUGAACACUUAGUGCAGGCAGGUCGUGCAUUAAGGAUAUUACGAUUAGCGAAACUAUUGAGUUUACUAAGGCUUCUACGUCUUUCACGUUUAGUUCGGUAUAUAACUCAGUGGGAAGAAUUCAUCAAUAUUGCAAGUAAAUUUAUGGGGAUAUGCAAUCUAGUCUUAAUCAUGCUUAUAUUGGGUCACUGGAACGCAUGUUUACAAUUUCUUGUACCUAUGCUCAUGGAUUUCCCCGUGGAUAGUUGGGUUAGUAAAUCACGCUUACAGAAUGCUUACUGGUUUGAACAAUACACAUGGGCGUUAUUUAAAGCUCUUUCACAUAUGCUUUCAAUUGGUUAUGGACGUUAUCCGCCAAGUACACUACCAGAAGCGUGGAUUACCAUUAUAAGUAUGAUGACAGGUGCAACGUGUUAUGCCCUGUUUGUUGGUCAUGCGGCUGCACUGAUACAAUCCUUUGAUGCAUCUAAGAGAAAAUAUCGAGAAAUGUUAAAACAAGUUGAAGAAUACAUGGCCUAUAAAAAGUAUCCUCGAGAAUUGAGAAGACGUAUUGCUGGUUAUUACGAACAUAGAUAUAAAGGUAAAAUGUUCAAUGAAAAGGAGAUAUUAGGUGAAUUAUCAGAAUGCUUGCGAGAGCAAAUUAUCAAUUACAACUGUCGUGCCUUAGUAGCAUCUGUUCCAAUAUUUGCUAAUGCUGAUCAGAAUUUUGUAUCAGAAGUCAUUGUAAAAUUGAAACAAGAAGUAUUUCAACCCGGUGAUUUGAUUAUUAAAGAAGGUACUUAUGGUACAAAAAUGUAUUUCAUACAAGAAGGAGUUGUGAAUAUCAUUACUAAGGACGGUGUUCUAGCUACAAGAUUAUCGGAUGGCUGCUAUUUUGGAGAAAUAUGCUUAUUAACGAAUGCACGACGUGUAGCGAGUGUAGAAGCUGAAACCUAUUGUACACUUUAUUCAUUGGACCAAAAACAUUUUUAUGAUGUCUUAGAAAACUAUCCGGAGAUGAGAGUAACACUAGAAAAGGUUGCCGCAGAACGUUUACAGUCUCUUGGUCGUCGAACAUCGAUCAUACAGUCAUCAAAAUUUAUAAAUGAACAGUCAGAUUAUGCUUUAAAAAUUGCUGAUGAGGUUAUAAAACAUCAACAUCAUGCAACGUACUGCUCAAAAGACGAUUGUACUAACCCAUAUUACAGUGACAAAACAACUAAUCAACCGUUUAAAUCGGAUUAUUUGAUUAAAAAUGAACCAAUCACUGCAGAUAAUUCAAAUGAUGUGACAAAUCCUGUUUUCAUCAAAUCAAAAGAUGGUAUGGAAUGUACUCAUCAACAAAAUCAUCUUGACAAUCAAAAUAAAUCGAAACAGAAUCAACCUACUAUAAUUACGACAAGUGUACACUCCUCAAGUGAAUGUAGAACCACUCAUUAACAGGCUUAUUUAUAUCAGGUGUAU
Messenger RNA from Heterobilharzia americana, 3030 nucleotides. Lineage: Eukaryota; Metazoa; Platyhelminthes; Trematoda; Strigeidida; Schistosomatidae. The record is from the annotation of a GenBank genome assembly.